Molecule: messenger RNA, 783 nt
Organism: Entamoeba dispar SAW760
Lineage: Eukaryota; Evosea; Mastigamoebida; Endamoebidae
Product: RNA-binding protein, putative
Exons: 1
Coding region: 1-783 (260 amino acids)
Molecular function (GO): RNA binding
Source: RefSeq, a predicted model, not a curated record
AUGUCUUUUAAAAAACACAACAAAACGAAGAAAAUAAAUGAAGAAAUAAAGAAAAAAGAAGAGGAUAACAAUAAAAAGGAAAUUGAAAGUAAACCAAAAAAAGAAAGACCUCAAGUUGGUGUUUCAGAUAAAAAGUUAUUUGUUAUUGGAUUACCAAAAGAUUAUAGUAAUGAAGAGUUCCAAACACUUAUGGGAGAGGUUGCUCCAGUGAAAAAAGCAUUUAUAAUAACAAAACAUGGAUCUAAAGAGUGUACUGGAAAUGGAUAUGCAAUUUAUGGAACAAUUGAAGAUGCACAACUUACUAAAAGGAAAUUAAAUAGAAAAAAAAUUAAGAAAGGAAAAGAAAUAAAAACAAUUUAUGUUAAAUUUGCUGAUAAAAAAUUACGUGAUGAAAAAGAAACAGCUAUUCUUACUAAAAGAAAAGAAGAAAGUUUAUUUGAAGAUUCAUUUAGUAAGCAAACUAAUGAAGAAAAAAAAGAAUUAGAAAUUAAACAAGUAGAAAAAGAAAAUUCACAAGCUUCUUCUGAAAGAACAAAAAGAAUAUUAGAAAGUGUAUUAGAUGAAAUUGAUAAUGGACAAUUAAAUCAACAAAGUGAUGAUGAAGAAGAACUUAAAAUGACAAGAAUAGAACGUGAAGCUAAAAAGAAAUUAGCUAAAGGUCAACUUCAACGAAAACAACAAUUAUCUAAAUUAAAUGAAGAAUGUAAUGGACAUAUUCGAUUUGAAUCUUAUAAUGAAAAGAAAUCUAAACAAUUUAAAAAACAACCAAAAAAGAUAUAUUAA